AUGGUUUCAGACAGACCUGCUAAUAUAAUUAUUGAACAUAUUCAAGCUGACUUAGCCAAACUCCACACUUUCUAUAGUUCUGAAAGAAUGGAGUGCAACUAUCCAGAAGCCAACCUCGAAGCAACAAUACACUUCAACAACUUUUCAUUUGUGAACUCAGACAUCAACAAUGGAAGAGCACCCAAAGAUAUUCUAAGACUAAAUGAAGUUGGAAACAUAACUGUCCAGAAUAUUGAUUGUAGAAACUAUUUCUCAUAUCUUUCUGACUACAAUGGGUGAAUUGCUUUCUUAUUAAGACCAACAUGCACUCCUACUUCUCCUGAAUUCCAAAAUCUUAACUUUGAAAAUGUGACGAAUAACUACAUCCAUCCCUCUAAUUUAUUUUCUGUUGGAAAUAUUGUAAAUCUAGAACAACCACACUACAGAACGAUUAGCAUAACUUUCAAAGGGUACAAGGCAGAAGACUUAAAGAUCGACACUCCAAAACCUCUUGUAAGUCUGAUUGGGUAUCCCACUGACUCUUUUCUAUUCUCUGAUAUUGAACUGAAGAACACCUCUAACACAAAAUAUUUACUCUCUGCUUAUUACUUUCUUGGCAUAAAUGUAACCGGGGCAACUAUCUCUGAUACUAGUGAUGGAAAAGGAAUAAUUUAUUUUGACAAUUGCAUGACAACAAGGUUCAAUAGCUUUGUAGUUUCCAACUAUAUUCUGAAAAGUGAGGUCUCAUUGCCAUUUAUUUUUCUUGUUCCAAUGGAGCAAUCUAUGUAUGGUGUUUAUGAUACACUUGUUGAAAACUGAACAUUUUAUAAUUCCCAUUUUAUCGAAUCGAAGGGCCAAGGAGCAGUAAUUGCUUUUGGACAUGCUGUUCUUAAGAAUGUCAGCUUGGAUAGAAAUAAAGCCUUUUUAAAAGUGAGCUCAGCUGUCUUUGUAGAGAUUAUGAAUGCAACAAUUAUUGAUUGUCUCCCAAUUUAUUCAGACAGUUCUAUUUACUUCUUUAAAGAGGAUACUAUUAUUAUUGGUGAAACUGAUUCCGAUAUUAUGUACUUUACUUAUGUUCAAGAAAUCAACAUUAUUAAUUCACCUAUUUCUCUAUUCAAAGUGGAUUCUGUGACAGGUAGUGAAGGGGAGUAUUGAUUAUACUAUCUUGCUAUUUCAACAAUUUCAUAUAGCAAUUGAACUAUUAAUCAUCCUGACCCACUUAUAUCAACUGAAGGAAUCAUUUCUUUAGGAUCAUUGAAUGUAUUGAUCUCUUUUGAACACCUAAGUUUUGUUGAUGUUGAGCAUAAACAUGGAGAUUUAAUUAGAUUUGCUCACCAAGUGCCUCAGCCAGUUAAUUUCUUCAAUGUAACAUUUGAAAGAAUUACUAACGGACAUAUUACCUUAGAGUCAUCAAACCUACAUUUUGCACAUUUCAAAACUAGUGUUCAAAUGAUUAACACAAUGAUGGAUCAAGAUAUUGUUAGUUCAAGUUCAUUUUUCAGAGCCAAAAGGAAUUCACAGCUUAUAUUGUUUAAUCUAACUUGAUCCAACUUUCAGAGUCUUUAUUCAGAUGGAGGAUUUAUUAGUGCAGAAAGUGAUUCUAUUGUGCAAGUUCAUUUUUCAAAUUUACGAAAUAAUUCUGGAAUAUAUUCAACUUUAUUCUCAGUGAAAGAUAAAGCGAAUAUGUUGUUGAGUCAAUGAAACAUGAUCAAUAAUUUUGCAUUAACAAACGGAGUUUUGGUAGUAAAGACCUAUGGAAUUCUGAACAUUCACGCCUCUGUUAUUAGCCAAAAUUAUGCUCUUGAAAACUCAGUUGGAGAGGUAUUGAGCUAUAACCAAGCAUUAUCUCUAAGUAUAGUUAAUAUUUCUGAAAAUCAAGCUAUAUCUCAAAGUGUUCUACAAGGUGAGUUGAUUGGAUGCCGAAAUCUAUGAUUUAUUGGAUCUCAAGUGCUUGAUUAUAUAAAAUCUGUUAAUUUAUCUUCAUUGUCUUAUUCAGAUGUAGCAAUACAGUUACUUUUUUCUCAAAUAAUAAUUCAGAAUACAUGAAGAAUAAGUAUGCAGCCAAAUUUCAUUAAUGCUUUUGCUUCUGAUGUUUCGAUAUUAAACUCGUUUAUCUCAGAUGUGGAUUUACAGAGCACAAAUAUUGCGAUUGUUACCUCAAAUUUAGUACUCAGGGGUGUUAAAAUUAACAAUAUUACUAACCCAGAUAAUGUUAAUUUUAUUUUGAUAGCUACUCAAAGUACACUCAGAGCAACAAAUAUCAAUUUUCAAGAUUCCCAAUCUUCUUUAUUUUCAAUUCAAUCCUCUACAAUUGAGCUCCUUUCUGCUAUUAAGUUUACUUCUGUCGUCAAUGCAAGAUCACUGAUCGAAGUGUUACAAGCAGAAAGCUUUGUAGCUUCGGACAUAACUAUCUUAGACUCCAAUGCAACAAACCAAUUGCUACUAUUUGAUAGAUCGAGCCAGAUAUCUUUGGAAUCCAUUCAAAUUUCUAAUUUACAGAGACCAUUGAUAAGUGCGUCAAAAUCUAACUUCAUUCUGAUCCAAGACAUUGUGAUUUCAAACAGCUCCAAGUCGGUAGAAAUGACAGAAUGAGUUGUUGAAAAUAUGCAGCAAUGAGAAUACUCAAACAAUGGGUCCAAUUCUACAUCUGAAGGAGGAGCUUUGAACUUACUUAAUACUGAUAUUACUAUUAAUGACUCAUUAUUUGCAAAUAAUCAAGCGAUCAAAGGAGCUGCCAUCUCAUUCAAAUGCACUUCAAAGGCUAACUGAAACCUUGAUUUUAAAAAUUCAACAUUGACCAGCAACUCUGCCACUGAAAAAGGAGGAGCCAUUUACUAUGACUACUUGCCUCCUAAUACUAGUGAAGCUAUUUUUGUAAACAACUCUGCUGCUUAUGGACCUAACUUGGCCAGUUAUCCUUACAGAAUUGGCCUUGUUGGAAGUGAAAAUAGUUCUGGUGUUGUAAUCAGAAAUAUUGGAUCUUCUAUGCCUCUCGAUGAGAAUCUUGAACUUGGCUUAUUUGAUUAUGAUAAUCAAAUUAUGAACCUGGAUUCUUCAACUCAAUUUUUAAUAACUUCAUCUAACAUUGACAAAGGAACCAUUAGAGGAACAAAUUUAGAAAUAAUCAACAAAGGAAUUGCAAUAUUCGAUGACCUCCGUCUCAUUUCUACCCCUGGCUCUAGUUUUGUGAAAUACAAAGUUUCAUCAAGGACUUUUGAAACUCAGAAGCUGUUGGAAGUUUACAAUAAGUCUUCAACCGACACAGAAAUUCUGGUAGACUUUAGGUAUUGAAAGCCUGGAGAAUGGCAGGUGGGAGACAAGUGAGAAGUGUGUGAUGCCGGAACUUAUUCACUUCAAUGGAACUCCACCUCAUGAACCCAAUGUGUUGAAAAUGCUGUUUGAUUCGGUGGGAGCCAAGUCAAUGUGGAACCAGGAUACUGGAGGAGACUUGGAAACUCUACAACUAUUGUUGAAUGCCCUUACGGUAAAGCUUGAAAAGGAGGUCUCAUCGAAGAAUCAGGCUCAUCCACCCAAUGAAAGCAGGGUUACGAAGGCCCAAUGUGAUCUCAAUGCAGCGUUCUCGACCAAGCUAAGUACGAGAGACAAGGAGAAUUCCAAUGAGUUAAAUGCCCAGAACCAAUAUCUAAUGCAUUCAGAGUUGCAGGCCUGAUAAUCCUUGUGUUUUCAUACUUCAUGUAUCUGAUUAUUAAGAAUCUAAAAGCGAAAGAAAAUGAUAUCUCAAUAUUGUUAAGAAUCUUGACCAACUACCUUCAGCUGAUUACUACCUCAAUGUCGAUGAGCCUAAGCUACCCAAGCUUUUUAAAUUCUGUAACACUCCCUUUUAAGAGACUUGGAGGUUCUUCAGAUACUUUUCUAUCAUUCGACUGAUUUGUGACUAAUUACGAGAUCAAGGGACCAUUCGAGUCGAAUGCUGUUUUGAAACUAUUCUUACUCCUUGUUCUGCCAAUAAUUCUCUUUACUCUGAUCGCUUUAAUCUGGAUAUUGGUAUGGUCAGUCAAAAAGAAGUGGGUGAAGGAUAUCAAGAAAAAUUUACUGAUUUCAGCAAUAAGCGUGAUCUUUCUUUUGCACCCCAGACUCACACAGGCUAGCAUCAAUACAUGGAGGUGCAUAAAGGCUGAUGAAGGAGUCAACCUCGCAAGAUUCGACAUGAGCAUAGAAUGCAACUCGAUAAAGCAUUUGAAGUACUGAGUGUUGUUUGCAGUCCCAAUCUGAAUCAUUUGGGUGAUAAGUAUGCCAUUAUUAGGAUUUAUACUUUUGUAUAAAAACAGGAAAGGAACAAAAGAUAAUAAAGUUGGGAGAAAAACUCAGAUCUCUUAUUUGCAUAUUUUAUACCAAGGUCUGACUCCAGAAUGCUUCUAUUGGGAGUUUAUCAACACAAUUAGGAAAACUUUGGUGCUUGCUUGACUCCUUCUCUCCCAGUAUGUCAGGAUAUUUUUUGGAGUUAGCAUUCUGUUUGUAUCAGGAAGGAUUCAGAUCCAACUCAAGCCUUAUAAGAAUGAAGACCACAACAAAGUAGAGUUCUUGGCUAUUAAUGCUGGAGUAAUUACCAUCCUCUCUGGGUUGGUAUUUUCUGAGCAAGAUUCUGUUGAAUCCAUGGAUACUUUGACACUUGCCUUAGUCUUAGGUGCUAACAUAUUGUUUUUAACUUACUGGACUUAUCUUCUUUUGACAGGAUAUGAAGAAAAAUAUAAAGCAGCUCGAAUAAUAUCCCGACUGCUCAGUUGCAUUCUCUGAAUUAAAAGAGAGAAAAAGGAACAUUCAGAAGAAAAUACUGUAAAUGGCAACGAAGAAAAAGAGCAAAAGGAAGAUGGAUUAGCACGCCAGAAGAGUAAUGAACAAAAGAAGAAGAGGAUUUAUAAAAGAGUCUACAAGAAUAAGAAAGUAAAGAAAAUUAAAAAUAAAAGAAUCCAUGAUUCAAACCCAAGGUAUUUUAAUCAUCUCAGACAUAGUCUGUCCAAUAUUCAUCAGAACCCGACUGAGAAUAUCACCCAAGCAAGACUAGCUCAAAUACCCACAUCUAAAAACAACAUAUUCCCCUUUUCCUCAGAAAUCUCCCACUCUCCUUCUUCUCACCCUCCUUUUGGUCAACCUUCCAGAGCGAAGCGAGUAGACUUUGACUUCUACCAUGAAGAAAGUAAGGACCAAAUAGAUCACCCUCCUGAUGAAAUGCUCGCUUAA
Moneuplotes crassus is the source of this 5178-nucleotide messenger RNA. The record is from the annotation of a GenBank genome assembly. NCBI's taxonomy places the organism in Eukaryota, Ciliophora, Spirotrichea, Euplotida, Euplotidae.